CGCGCUCGAGCAGCACACAGGCGCGAGAUAAAGAUGGCGGCGACGGUGGGGGAAACGGCGUGAUAUGCUGGAGUAGUAGAACUAAACCUGAGUAAAACCACCGUAUGACAGACCUUAGCAAAAUGGAAACCAUGUCACAGUAGGCCUUUACCGGUAAAACCAAGUACUACAGACUCACCUUCCCCCCCGAGACAACAUUCAUCUAGUGAUUGUGGAGAAAUCUCACCGGGAGCAUGGCUUCGCACAGCAACCAGUACAUCUUUGGGGAGUUCAGUCCAGACGAGUUCAAUCAGUUCUUUGUGACUCCCCGCUGUUACGUUGAGCUUCCCCCCUUCAAUGAUAAAGUCUCCUGCGUCAGCCAUUCCUCAGGAGGUUACUGCACUCCUGCUGUGCCUUACAUAACGGAAUCAUUGAGACGGCAGGUUUGCGGAGAGGACUACCAGCAUAUCGAGUUUGGCGUGGAUGAGGUAAUGAAUGCGGAGCCUGUGGCAGUGAAGGACUCGCUGUACAAGGUCUCCAGCACUCUUAAUCCUCAGGCCCCUGAGUUCAUCUUAGGCUGCCAACCGUCUCAGAAGGCCCUUUCCACAGCCACGCCGGUCGCUGAUAUCCCAGAUGGCACCGACUUCAACUCCCUGUGCUGUGGCAACUCGGAGACCUUGGGCAGCCACCAGACCUGCUCAGACAUGGAUGGGGUUUCGGGCGGCUUAGGACAACGUAAGAAAAAGAAAAAACGGCCGCCGGGAUACUACAAUUACUUAGAAGGUUCCAACAGCAACAGCACCGGUGUGGCCACAGAUGGAGUCGGGGCCUCAGGUCUGGUUAACGGACAUACUCCAAAUGCUCCACUCAUGGGUUCAGAGGACAUGGUAGGGGACGUGUUAUCUGGGGCUGAGCUCAUCCCCCCAAAUUCUAUAACAUCCAGCACAUCCACACCCCAAACCGCCCCUCUUUCCCAUCAGAGGACUUGUGAAAGCCCUGACAAUUCAACAUUGGACUUGUCGAGCGGAGCUGCCUGUUUGUCAGACAGAAAUGGUGCAGCUUCUUUGUCUACUUCAUCUUCGUCCUCUCAGAGCAGUGGGGUGGCACAUAGUGCCAGGACUGCAGAGCAACAUGCAGAACCCCUAGCUCUAGAGAGUCCAGUACUCCUGGGUAACGGAGGACACAGCUCCUCUCCACCAUCUCCUCUUCCCCCUGCUGCUGUUGUUGCCACCCCCACAACCACAAUUCCUGCUACUACUGAUGAGAGGGAGGCAGAGAGCUCGGGGGAGACUAACGGGCUGCCAGAGACUGCCUCGGCUGCCGGAGCCACAGACGGACUCCAAGACCCAUCUGAAACAGGCGAGGUGCCGCCAGCUUCCUCUGUAACCCCUCUCUCCUUAGACUCUGAAGUUCAGCCGGUAGUUUCGCCUGGUCCCCAUGCAGCACCUGUGGCCAACCCCCCAAAAUCCUGGGCCAGCCUCUUCCACAACUCCAAGCCACUGCCUGGAGGUCCUCAGGCUUACGUUGAGGUGAAGAGCGUGCCUGCUGUCGUCACUUUCCCUCCGGCAGCCUCAGAGUUGCCUGAAAAGGCCAAUGAGGUGCGCGAGGGCCCCGUCCCCGUGUCUGAAGAUCCUAUGGCCCCAAAAUUGGCAGAAUUAAUCGAGAAUGUGAAAUUGAUACACAAACCGGUGUCUUUGCAACCAAGAGGACUGAUUAACAAGGGAAACUGGUGCUAUAUCAAUGCUACCCUGCAGGCCCUGAUUGCAUGUCCCCCCAUGUAUCAUCUGAUGAAGUCUAUUCCCCUUUUCACUGAGACUCAGAGACCCUGCACAUCCACACCCAUGAUGGAUAACUUUGUUCGGCUUGUGAAUGAGUUCAGCAAUAUGCCUGUACCUUCCAAGGCUAAACUGCAAGCUGCUGGAGAGAAGAUAAUGAAAGAUCUUCGAGUGGGUCUGCCGUUUGAACCCACAUACAUCUAUAAACUCCUCACCCUCAUCAAAUCAAGCCUUUCUGAGAAGGGUCGCCAGGAGGAUGCAGAGGAGUACCUUGGUUUCAUUUUAAAUGGACUUCAUGAGGAAAUGCUGGCACUGAAGAAACUUAUCUCUCCACAGGAAGAGAAAGCCCCCACACCAAAUGGUCCUGAAUCUCAGCCUGGAGUGGAGGAAGAUCCUGCUGAGAAAGAGGAAGAAGGCAGUGAUGAUGAGUGGGAACAGGUUGGACCCAGAAACAAAACCUCCAUCACCCGGCAGGCAGAUUUCAUCCGCACUCCCAUCACAGACAUAUUCGGUGGCCACAUCAGAUCUGUGGUAUACCAGCAGAGCUCGAAAGAGUCGGCCACUUUGCAGCCCUUCUUCACUCUGCAGCUGGACAUCCAAUCAGAGAAGAUCCGCACCGUUCAGGAGGCCCUGGAGAUACUGGUGGCUCGGGAGUCUGUUCAGGGCUACACCACUAAGAGCAAGCAGGAGAUUGAGAUCAGCCGGAGAGUGACUCUUGAAGAGCUUCCUCCAGUGCUGGUGCUUCACCUCAAGAGAUUUGUUUUUGAGAAGACCGGUGGAUGUCAAAAACUGGUCAAGAAUAUUGAUUACCCUGUUGAUCUGGAGAUCAGUAAAGAUCUCUUGUCACCGGGGGUGCGGGGCAAAACUCUGAAAGGCCAAAGAACCUACAGGCUCUUUGCAGUCGUCUAUCACCAUGGGAACAGUGCCACGGGUGGCCACUACACUACAGAUGUCUUCCACAUCGGUCUGAACGGCUGGCUGCGCAUUGAUGACCAGGCGGUGAAGAUCAUCAAUCAGCAUCAGGUGGUGAAGCAGACUGCAGAGCGUACUGCCUACCUGCUGUACUACCGUCGUGUGGACCUGCUGUAGAAACCAUACUCAUACACACAAACACUCGCUCUCACACAAACACACACGUACAUUCAAACACACGUUUACAUGCAUACAUGCACACAAUCUCUCUCUCACACACACACACACAAACACACACACAACCACGUGUCUCAACAGGAACACUGCCCAACUUCACGAUUGUCCUUUUUCCCUCAACCCUGCUAUUCCAGAGAGCCAGCUUUUCCAAUUUUUUUUUUUUUUUUUUUUUUUUUCUUUUGAAGAGGAAAAGACAUCAGACGUAUCUAAAUACUUUCCUGUAAUAGUGUUUUCCCCCUCUGCGUGGGUCUGGAGAAGCUGAGGGGAGAAAUGUUAGCACUGCAGAACGCUCCAGUUUGGAGAGACAGACCUGAAUCACUGCAAACGUCCACAGCCUCAUGUUUGACUGGCCAGAGUGGAUCCCGGCUGAAAGAACUCAAACCCAUUGAGGCUGAUGGACUGCUGGAGUAAAUCAUUCUUUUUCUUUUCUUUUUUGUUUUUGUUUAAUCUACUUUUUUUUUUUUAAAUGGCAUAGGAGAAAAUAUGAAGUGUUUUGCCUUUUAGCAAGAGGAGAUGUCAGCCUAAUUUGCAGCCGUUAAGUGGAGCCUGUUAAAUUCUUGACUAGAGCAUCAAAGUGGCCCAACACCAGCAAGCUACCAAAAUUUAUGUAGAUCUCAAUGUAGGAGUUUGUCGACUCCCCGAGCAGGACACUCCAACUCCACCGACUCCACCACAACCUCUUCUCCCCCAUUUCUCUGAUGCUUCAGAUCUAGAUUACACUUGAGUCAUGGGGAAAAACUAAGAUAGCAGGUGGGGUGCUGCAGUGUGUUGAAAUGGUUAAAAAAAAGCAAAACAAGAAAAACUGAAAAAAAAAAAAAAAAAACUAAAAUUGGCUUUUUGGUUUGAAACCUUCGGUGUGUUUUUUUUUUUUUUUUUUUUUCUUUUGGGUGUAGGAUUAGAAAGACUAUCUUACAAUUUUAAUGCGCUUUAGGACAUAAAUGAUUACAAAAGCUUUGUGCACGUUAAAAUAUCAAACCGGACGAUUAAAAAAAGUCAGAUGUGCAUCGUUUGCACAUCUCUUGCAGAUGUUUAAGUUUUAAAAGUAUUAAAAGCAGAAAAUCUGAAUCUUGGCGGCGGUCACCUUGAUCAGCUCCCUGGGGGGGUUGUGCUUGUUCUUUAGGCUUUUUGUGUACUUUCACGCAUUCAUUGCCGGCGGGAUACCAGAGAUGUCCGAUACUACAUCAUGAACAAUAAUUCCCAUUCAUUUUAUGUGCCCUCUCGCCAUCUUUCAUUAGUUCUGUUCGUUCUUUUCCUGUAUUGAGUAAAGUGUAUUUGCUGUCCACUGGCUGCCUUUUGAUGUCAGUAGAGCAGCAAGAACUGAGCCACUCCUGCCAAGUUUGGAGAGGAAGCUGUGAGAUACAUCUGGUCUGCGUCUCAUUCUGUAUGUUAGCCCGCUCCGAGCAGUCAGCCUGUUAUAUACACGUUGAGGCUCCGUGUUGCAGCUCUGAGGAUAAUAUCUCAGAAUGGGUAGCAAGAAAUGUCUCUUACUGCAGUUAUUUUGCUGUGUCGCACAAGGUGAGAUCAGCUCCGGCUGACGGAGCCACGAGCGACUGCAUGCGUUCACAAACAGCAAAUCAUGUUCACGUCUGUUUUAGAGACCUUGCAUCAAUAUUAUACCUGAUUGUAUUUUUUUUUUCAUUCCCCAUUCGCAUAUUUUCUGUUCCAUUUAAAUUGAUUUUUUGAAAGGAAAUGACCCAAGGUUAAAGCACAACAAUGAAUAAAGUUAUAAAAGUACUAUUCUUGACCUUAUUUAUUUCAUUUGGAUUUUUUUUUUUUUUUUUUUUUUUUUUUCACAAAAUAAAGUAUCACUAACACAGAAAAGUUUUUUAAUAACCAACACAGUAACUUUGCUCUGCUUUCCUGGGCCCAGAAAGUAUAGACAGGCAGGCUUUUUGCACUUUCUGAUUUGGGUUUUAAGUCUUGUUGAACGGAGCCGAGAUUACUACAACUCCACUGGUAGCUGAAAUCAUCAAAUGCGCUAAGUUAAAAGUGUUAAAACUCUGCACACAUUCUUGUUCCUCACCCUAUUACUGAAUAUACCUCUAAUAACAACUUUUUGAGAAUAUUUCAGGCUUUAUGCUCGAUGUAUCAAAUCUUUACACAAGCGAUAUGUGCAUUCUAGCCCUUCACAAAUGCACACACUUUUUGUUGUUGGCGGCCGUGGUAGAAAGUCAACACGUCGCUUCCAGGAACAGAUCCUUUGAGCUGAGCUCUUCGCACAGUCCUGCCUCUGACCACAGGUUAGGCUGGUGUGAACUCAUCUUUCCACUCUAGAAAUGCAGAGCAUGAAUUUCACAUCCAUCUGAAUUUACUUGUUUUAUCCCAGCAACACAAGCACAGCCGGAAUCUUCCCUCGAAUCCAUGUAAUCCCAGUUUUUCUUGUCAUUUUCAUUUACAGUCAUUUGACAUGUCAGAUUUUGUGUACACGAUCAGUCGGUUUUCUUCCUUUUCAAUUGCUCGAUUACAGUUGCCAAGUCACGUUUUACCAUGCGCCCUCUUGAACUUCUUGAAUUUGGUUUAUUUGACUCUACAGAAGGACACAAGGAACGCAUCCCCCACGUGAAACCAAAGGAUACAGAACUUCUAUAUAAACAGACACUGAUGCCUCUUACGCUUGCUAGAAGAUGAAAAUGUAAAAUUUUUUUUUUUUUCUCCCAAAUCUCCCAAACUUUGAUGUCUUCAUAUGCACCGUUCAAGAACUUGACCUGAUUUGAGUUGACAUGCUGACUCGUCAACGAAAAAAAAAAAAAAAAAUCACCACUGUUCCUGAUUGUUUGUUUUAAUGUGUUGGUCACAUCUGAAGCACUCAUCAUGUCUUGUUCGUUUCUUUUGUCUGUUUCAAGGUGGAGAUCUGGUUUUCAUGUAUUAGUUUGACUCUUUGGGGCAGUUUUUCCUCUUCCUUCAGUAUGUCGGUCAGGGAAAGUCCUGGUGUAUAGUUCAGAUGCUGUCUGUCUUUUCGGUUUGUGCUUCCUAACCCUUGUGUCUGCUGAGAUCUUGAUGCGUUGGGAAAUUGAGCUAAAUACAAACUAUAUGCUGUGUCUCAUCCUUGGCCUUCAGCCUUCUACUUUUGUCAACUGUUCAAAUAAAAAAUAAAUUGUGGCAAAGCUUUA
Molecule: messenger RNA, 6013 nt
Organism: Puntigrus tetrazona (Sumatra barb)
Lineage: Eukaryota; Metazoa; Chordata; Actinopteri; Cypriniformes; Cyprinidae
Gene: usp10
Product: ubiquitin specific peptidase 10
Exons: 15
Coding region: 234-2843 (869 amino acids)
Biological process (GO): protein deubiquitination; regulation of autophagy; DNA damage response, signal transduction by p53 class mediator
Cellular component (GO): nucleus; cytosol
Molecular function (GO): cysteine-type deubiquitinase activity; cysteine-type endopeptidase activity
Source: RefSeq, a predicted model, not a curated record